CAGUUUUCGAUGAUAUCAAUGGUAAAUCACAUGUUGAAUUUCAAAGUGAUGCCAGAAUUGAUUCAAAACAGGAUGUGUCAUUGUUAGACAGCGAUCAACAGCGUCUGUUAUCACUUGCAUGUAAACCUAAGACGUUACUCCAGAUUCCGUGGUUUGAUGGUCAACCAUCAACACGCUUUACUGAUGCACAAGAAUCGCUGGAUAUUGCCAUGAUUGAAUUACUAAAGAUUAGUUGUACUGAUGAUCGUUUAGUACUAGAACUGGCAUCGUAUUUACGUGGUGGUGCGGCCAGAUGGUUUAGAAGAAAUCUACAACACCUUAAAACAAGUAAGAAGUUUGAGCAACGAUUUCUUGAACAAUUUCAAGAACAAGUUAUAACGCAAAUGGACAGUAUAAAUGAUGGCCAAUGGAAUUCAUCUGGUGUUCAACAACGCAUGUCAACUGAUUAUUCAACAGUGAAUAAAAAUGCUAUUCAACAGUCCUCAGUUAAUCUAAAAACUGAUCAUUCGUCACAUGUUACUACCAACAGGAAUUUAGCUCGAAUGAACCAAUCAUCUGCAUGUAAAUUAGCAAAUAAUGAUUCGAUGUUAUUGAAUCACCCUCAACACUCAUUAAUAAAAACAACAGAAAUUAUGAAAGAUAAUCAACCACAUAUUUUAAAAUUUUCUGGAUCACUGAGUGAUGAUCCAGGUUCAUGGCUUGAUUCUGUAUUAGCUGUUAUUGAGAAUACUACUAUGAAUCCACAACAACGACGAGAUUUUGUGGC
Didymodactylos carnosus is the source of this 766-nucleotide messenger RNA. NCBI's taxonomy places the organism in Eukaryota, Metazoa, Rotifera, Eurotatoria, Philodinida, Philodinidae. The record is from the annotation of a GenBank genome assembly.